Messenger RNA from Prunus armeniaca (apricot), 3186 nucleotides. The record is from the annotation of a GenBank genome assembly. NCBI's taxonomy places the organism in Eukaryota, Viridiplantae, Streptophyta, Magnoliopsida, Rosales, Rosaceae.
AUGCAGAAAAAAGAAAAAGAAGAUGAAGGACAACAAAGAGAAGCAGAGGAAGCAGAAGACCAAGGAAAAUGCAUUGCAAUUCAAGACCUCUUGGUGAAGUCCAUGACAGACCAAAUCAACUAUCACCAACGUCAAGAUCCUAGCUUCAUUUGCCCAGAAAGAUUACAACUGUGGAAGGAUGAAAAAAAUGAAGAUAGUGAGAAGAAAAUGAAGGAAUUGUGGGAUAUAUUUAUCCAGGGAGAAAAGAGAUCAAAGGAGCUGGAAGAGAAAUUAGAUAAUGAAGAAUAUGUGACUGCCACCAUGACAGUGGAAUCUACAGUUCAGCUUCAGGAAAUAGAAAAUCUAAAAAGGAGGAUUGCAGAAUUGGAAGGCAAGGAAACUCGGAUUGACAUGGAGAAGAUUGCCAAGAAAAAGGAGAUUGAAGAAGAAGAAGAGAAAGAAGAAGACAAGAAAGAAGAAGAGAAGCAACAAGAAGAGAAAGAAGAAGAGAAGAAGCAAGACGCUCCAACACCUGAUGUUCCUUCAAGAGUAAUAAGGCUGAAGAAUAGAGAAAGAAAGAGGCUUCAAGCAUCUUGCUAUGUGUACGAAAAAAAUAAGAAACCAAAAAAGAAGGCAAAAAAGGAUGAUGAAGAACUACCACAAUUCAAGAUUAUCUCUUCCGAGGAGCAAUCAACACAAGAGGAUCCUCAAAAUCAGAAGGUGUUAACACAAGAGGCAUCUCAGCCCGAUGCCACAAAUCCAAUUCCUGAUCCCCCAAAAGGAACGAGCCUUCAUGAUUCAAUACUUGUAGGUAUGCAAGAAUCAAAUGAUGAAGAUGAAGGACAAAAAAAGCCAACAAAGAAAAAACUAGGAUGGGGUCAAAAGAAGGUUUGGCAGAAAAUUCCAAAGGAGGACAGGGACAGAAUUGAAGAAUACUACUUAAGUACUCAACCUAGUGAUAACUUUUGGGCAGGACUCGAUAGUGAGAAAGUGACAAACCAUGAUAUCAAAGAUAUUGUAUGGGACCUGGAACUGUCACAAAACGUUAUUGAGGCCUAUAUCCAAAUAGAGGAGGAGAAAAUAGGGCCCAUGCAGACAGAUAGUCCACAGUACAUGUCUACAUGGACUUGGGCUUACAUGCAAACCUUUCUAGAACCAAAUUGGCAUAGGGCCCUGUAUGAACACUUACUUGAAAAACUCGGGAAAUGCAAUGUUCUCUUCUUCCCGAUCAUUUCAAGUUCUGAGUUCCACUUUACACUUCUCACAUUUCACAAAAUUGAACGAAAGUGGAGACACUACAAUCCACUUAGAUCGUUGGGAUCUAGAAAAGAAGAAAAGUGUAUUGACAUUGCUCAAAAUUUUGGUACAGAUUCAAUUGAAGGCCUUGUCCUCGACAUGCACAUGCGCCCUAGAAACAGUCACAUAAACUCAACGGAGAUAGUCUUGGGAACCAAUGCAUUUACAAGGAUGCAUGAACUAAAACUACUCCAUCUUAGUCAUGUACAACUCGACGGAUCUUAUGCAGAAUUUUGUACAGGAUUAAGAUGGUUGUGUUGGAAUAAGUUUCCUUUGGAUUCUAUACCCACAGAUUUUCCUUUCGGGAGCCUGAUUGUUCUUGAAAUGCAAUAUAGCGGCUUGAAGCAAGUCUUCAAAGAAACAAAAAUCCUUGAUCUCAGCCAUUCUCAUUCACUUACAGAAACCACCGACUUCUCAUUUUGCCCAAAUCUAGAGAAAUUGAUUCUUGUAGAUUGUGAAGGCCUGGUUGAUGUCAAUGGAUCCAUUGGGAAUCUUGAGAGACUUGUGUACUUGAGUAUGAAGGAUUGCAAAAAUCUUAGGAUGCUUCCAGAGAAAGUGUUUAUGCUAAAAUCACUUGAAACACUUAUUAUAUCUGGUUGCACAAAUCUUAAUGAGUUAUCAAUUGAGAUGUUAAGGAACAUGGAAUCUCUGAAAGUUCUUGAGAUAGAUGAAAUGCCAAUAACACAAUUAUGGCGAGGAAGAAGUUCAUGUAUCUGGAGUUCUUUACCAUGCUCUUUAGUAAAUUUAAGUGUUUGGGGGUGCAAUCUUUCGGAUGAUACUUUUCCUAGGGAUUUUAGUAAUCUAUCUUCAUUGCGAAGACUAAACGUAGGGAAUAAUCCAAUUUGUCGCCUGCCAAAUUGCAUCCAAGGUUUAACAAGGCUCGAUGAGCUCUCUUUUUCCAAGUGUACGAGACUCAAAUCCCUUGUGGGUUUACCAAAACCACAUGACUUGCGUAUCGAUGGUUGCGUAUCAUUGGAAAAAAUAACAUAUCAGUACUUUCGAGGAAUAUCGGGUACUACCCAUUUGGGUGACAACCGCAACCUAGUUGAGUGGGAGAAUAGGUUCAAGGUAGAACCCAUUGGAAGAGUUGAUGUAGAUAUGAUCAACCUCUUGGGCUUGUGCAACUUGGAAUCCAUGGCACCCAUUCGGAUUCGAAAGCCAUUCUGUAGUGCAAUAGUGGUUCAUCGAAGUCCUGUCAUGGGACUGUACGAACGUGGUAUGUUCAGCACAUUUUUUGCUGGGAAUGAGGUUCCGGGCCGAUUCAGCCAUAAAAGUAGAAGAUCCUCAAUAUCUUUUACUGUGACUUUACCUGAUAAACACAGAAUUCAAGCCUUGGUCGUCUUCGCUGUCUAUGCGAGUUCUGGCUCUGAUUUUCCUCGCAAUCGGUUGACUGGUUUUGAUGGGGAUAUGAUGGCGAGAGUCAGAAAUAAGAGCAAGGAUCUGAAGUGGUACUAUAGCCCAACACACUACGGUAUUCCAGGUGAAGGAGAAGACAUGAUAUGGUUAAGCCACUGGAAGUUUCAGGAUGAUCACUUAGAAGGUGGCGAUCGAGUGGGUGUUUCAGUUGUUACGCAACCUUGCUUUCGAGUAAAGGAGUUAGGCAUCCAGAUUGUGCAAGAACAAGAAGAGAAUCAUAAUACUAUGAUGAGUACCCAACACAAAACCUUCCAACUUCGUGCACGUGUUCCUUGGCGAAAUUUCUCAAGAGACUACUUGUUCAAUGAUGAGGACUCUGAUGAAGAUACAGCAGACAAAGAAGAAGAGCAAAACGAUCUUCAUACAAUUGUAGCCAAUAACUCCUGUGGUCCUCAUGGCUGGAAGGUGCUCAUCACCGCCGCUUGCUUCAUUCUCAUGCUCCCUCUUAUCACUCUCUCUCACAGAAAGAAGCCAGUUUACCAAAGACGUGGAUGA